CAAACCCAGAAACCAACAGCUCUCAGACUGAAGCUGGUAACCUCCCCGCUCAACAUGAAGGUCUCUGCAGCACUUCUGUGUCUGCUGCUCACAGCAGCCAUCUUCAGCACCCAGGUGCUGGCUCAGCCAGCUUCUGUCCCAACUGUCUGCUGCUUUAAUAUGGCCAGAAGGAAGAUCUCCAUUCAGCGACUGCAGAGCUACAGAAGAAUCACCAACAGCAAAUGUCCCCAGAAAGCUGUGAUCUUCAGCACCACGGACAAGAAAAUCUGUGUUGAUCCCCAGGAGAAAUGGGUCCAGGAUGCCAUGAAGUACCUGGACCAAAAAGCCCAAACUUUAAAGCCAUAAAUAUUCACCUUUUAAAACCAAA
This is a messenger RNA of Lagenorhynchus albirostris (white-beaked dolphin), 367 nucleotides long. Its product is annotated as eotaxin-like. Gene Ontology annotation, cellular component: extracellular region. NCBI's taxonomy places the organism in Eukaryota, Metazoa, Chordata, Mammalia, Artiodactyla, Delphinidae. Gene Ontology annotation, molecular function: chemokine activity; CCR chemokine receptor binding. Gene Ontology annotation, biological process: positive regulation of ERK1 and ERK2 cascade; positive regulation of GTPase activity; cellular response to type II interferon. The record is from RefSeq and is a predicted model, not a curated record.